Molecule: messenger RNA, 1998 nt
Organism: Ornithorhynchus anatinus (platypus)
Lineage: Eukaryota; Metazoa; Chordata; Mammalia; Monotremata; Ornithorhynchidae
Gene: CCNE1
Product: cyclin E1
Exons: 12
Coding region: 128-1198 (356 amino acids)
Biological process (GO): regulation of cyclin-dependent protein serine/threonine kinase activity; G1/S transition of mitotic cell cycle
Cellular component (GO): centrosome; cytoplasm; nucleus
Molecular function (GO): cyclin-dependent protein serine/threonine kinase regulator activity
Source: RefSeq, a predicted model, not a curated record
GAGGAGGAGGAGGAGAAGAAGAAGAGGCGGCGGCGGCGGCGGCGGCUGAGCGUGCUGCGCCCUGGCCGAGCCCGCCAGCGUGACGGCAUCGCCGGGGUCCCCGGGUGAUGCGGAGGAGGCGCUCGCCAUGAGGGAAGACACCAACGCCGACUUCACGGGGCGCUCCAGGAAGAGGAAGGCGGACGUGGCCGUGUUUCUGCAGGACCCCGACGAGGAAAUCGCGAAAGCGGACGUGACCAAGAAGAGACAAUUUGGGAACCAGCCGUGGAACAACGGUGACGCGAUCUACGGGAAUCCCUGCGCCCUGAUUCCCACACCCGACAAAGAGGAUGAUCCGGCAUCCCCAUCCUCCCCUUAUGGACUUCGGAGAUUUAAUCUGACCAGAACGUCACCGUUACCGUUACUGGGCUGGGCAAACAGAGAUGAGGUUUGGAAAAUCAUGUUAAAUAAAGAGCAGACAUACCUGAGGGAUAAGCACUUCUUGCAGAGGCACCCACUUCUGCAACCUAAAAUGCGAGCGAUUCUUCUGGAUUGGCUAAUGGAGGUGUGUGAAGUCUAUAAGCUUCACCGGGAAACGUUCUACUUAGCGCAGGAUUUCUUCGAUCGAUUUAUGGCAACGCAACAAAACAUAGUAAAAACGCUACUGCAGCUUAUCGGGAUCUCGUCUCUAUUUAUAGCGGCCAAACUCGAGGAGAUCUACCCGCCUAAGUUGCACCAGUUUGCGUACGUAACAGACGGGGCCUGUACGGAAGAUGAAAUUCUCAGCAUGGAGCUGAUCAUAAUGAAAGCCCUCAAGUGGAAUUUGAGCCCCCUGACGGUUGUGUCCUGGUUAAACGUAUACAUGCAAGUCGCGUACCUGAAUGAUUUUUACGAAGUGCUGGUGCCCCGGUACCCCCAGCAGAUCUUCGUCCAGAUCACGGAGCUCUUGGAUCUCUGCGUGCUGGACGUCGGCUGCCUAGAGUUCCCUUACGGCGUGCUCGCCGCCUCGGCCCUGUACCAUUUCUCUUCGUCCGAGCUGAUGCGGAAGGUCUCAGGCUACGAGUGGCGCGACGUCGAGGAGUGCGUGAAGUGGAUGGUCCCGUUUGCUGUGGCCAUAAGGGAGGCGGGGAGUUCGAAACUGAAACGCUUCAGGGGCGUUCCGACCGAAGACCUGCACAACAUACAGACGCACGUGAACAGCUUGGAUUUGCUGGGAUGAAAAGAGGAAUGGGUGGCUCUGAUUGGCCCGGGGUGUCUGGGGACAGAGCUCAAGCAAAGCAAGCCAUAUUGGCUGAACACAAUAGGACUUCUCCUCUCCCCACCGGCGUCCUGACGCCCCCGCAGAGCAGCAAGAAACAGACCACUGAGCGGAAGGCAGUGUGACUGCCGACGUUUCCCGUCAGAGACAGUUUUGCCCAAGUGCCCGUUCCAAGUUCUGCUCCGUCCAGUGCCGCCCGGGGAGUUUCUCAGCUUUUAUGGAAUAUUUUUUUUUUAAAAAAAAAAAAACAAAAAAAAAACGGAAAGCCGCCCCUCUUCCCCGGGGGGCGGUUCUCUCGACAGAAGAAACUCCCGUUUCUCUGGGGGCCGGGGGGAGGGUGGGGGAAGUGUUUUUGGUUUGGUUUUUUUUUUACGGAACUAUUAUUUUAAACGGGUCGAGUACACCGGCCACCUAAAGAACACUGACGAGUGGUCCCGAUGCUGCUAAGGAAGGUGAUACUUGACUCCGCCAACUCAUCACACGCGACACACGCGCACGCUUGAAGUCAAGAAGCGGGAUCUCUGCUUCGCGGGGGUCGCUUCAGAUCGGCUGGCUCGGGAAAUGGCCGAGAGCGUUGGGAGGAGGAGGGCGAGUCGGCCGAGGAAGGUAGCACGUUUUUAAAGCUUUUUUCUCUCCCCCCCCCACCCCCCCCCCCCGCAUUAUCGACGCCUUUUCCGAACCCCCCUAUGUAAAUGCUGCUAUGUCUCCGUAUAUCGAUUCUUAAUAAAGAUGCCGUCUUCGAGACGGUUAGUUUUAUGGAA